AUGCGCUCCCGUUUCUUGCUGUUGCUCGGAAUCAGCCUUACGUAUUUCCUCAGUACAAGCGCGAAAAUGCUUGACGGCGUGGCCAACACCAAUCCUCUCACCAAAACAAAUAUUCUUAAUGCAUCUGAGCCUCCAAACACCUCGACAAGGUUGUUAAGGCUGCCCACCACAACUCACCAGGACCAUGAAGACGUACAAGACAAACUCGCAGGAGAGCGAGCUGGACUUCCAGGAAUGACAAAGCUCGACGAUCUAGCUUACAAACUCGCUUUGAAAGUGGAGACGAACCCCAUUGAUAUAUUUAAGGGGUUACGCGCUGCCAAAACUGGUGGAAAGUUGGAAGGCGACAAGGGAUUUCUGAGAUGGCUUUUGUACGUGAAGCAAUACAGAGUUAAGCGCGGAGGGGGGGGAUGGUUCAGCGAUGGCAAAUUGUUUGACUUACUGAGGAAAACGAAACCGGAAGCUGAGCUGGUGACACUAUUUCAAUCACUUCGAGGAUACCCCAACUUCAAAGAUAUUGCCGACAAGAUGCAGUCAAACAUGAUAUUGAUCUCCGCUACGAGCCACAAACUGACGAAUGAGGCUUGGCUAAAGGCCAGAGAAACGCCCCAACAGGUUUUCGACAUCUUACGUCUCGGAGAUGAGACCUUACAGAGUCUCGGCAGCAGCUCUCUGUUUAUUCAUUGGCUGAGAUACAUCAAAGCACACAGGGCUUCGAUUGAAAGUGAGUCAUUUUCGGACUUGGAUACACUCAGAUUUUUGCAGAAGAGAAAGCCAUUCACAAAUGAGUUCAAGUUCGGAAAUCUCUUUCAACCGAUCAAGGACACACCGGACUUAGACGAUCUUCUAAAAGGCAUGCAAACACAUCUCUAUCGCAAAUGGAUGAGGGAUCAUAACGUAGACCCAAAUGAACUCGCAAGACAACUAGGGGUCCCAUACUCACUUAAUUUCAGAAUAAUACCGAAGAGGGACCCCAGGUAUCAAAAUUUUCAAGCAUACACCAUGCACUUCGCUGAACAGAGGGGAGGAGCAGCGCUAUUGGAGCAAGUGAAGAAGCUGUUUGCCGACAAUGAACCUUACGCUGCACUGACCGCCGCUUAA
Phytophthora infestans T30-4 is the source of this 1101-nucleotide messenger RNA. Its product is annotated as secreted RxLR effector peptide protein, putative. The record is from RefSeq and is a predicted model, not a curated record. Bases 1 to 1101 code for a protein of 366 amino acids. NCBI's taxonomy places the organism in Eukaryota, Oomycota, Peronosporomycetes, Peronosporales, Peronosporaceae. The transcript has a single exon.